Messenger RNA from Seriola dumerili (greater amberjack), 564 nucleotides. Its product is annotated as C-type lectin domain family 4 member F-like. Bases 1 to 564 code for a protein of 187 amino acids. The record is from RefSeq and is a predicted model, not a curated record. NCBI's taxonomy places the organism in Eukaryota, Metazoa, Chordata, Actinopteri, Carangiformes, Carangidae. The transcript has 8 exons.
AUGGUUAUGCAUAAAGACGAAUCUGAUGCCACAGUCAGGAAUGAUGCAUUGAAGAGCCACUCUGGAGAAACAGGACCAGCACCUGAUACUGAAGCCAGAUGUAAAACCCUGACUGAAGAGAGAGAUGAUCUGGAGAGGAAGCUGAAAACCUCUGAUACUGAAGCCAGAUGUAAAAACCUGACUGAAGAGAGAGAUGAUCUGGAGAGGAAGCUGAAAACCUCUGUUUCACAGCGCGAUUCCCUGACUGAAGAGAGAGAUGAGUUGAAGAGGAUCAACUCUGAUACUGAAGCCAGAUGUAAAACCCUGACUGAAGAGAGAGAUGAUCUGGAGAGGAAGCUGAAAACCUUUGGAUGGGUGUAUUUCAGCGAUAGUGUCUAUUACAUUUCUUCUACCAAGAAAACCUGGCAAGACAGUAGAAAUGACUGUCUUCAGAAAGGUGCAGACCUGAUGAUUAUCAACAGCAAAGAAGAACAGGAUUUCACGAGACAGUUGAAGGAUUUUAUGUGGAUUGGACUCACUGACAGAGAGACAGAGGGAACAUGGAAAUGGCUACUGGGCGAGUGA